CACAAUCUCGUAUUUGCCGGAAUAGCGGCUGUCGGUUUUUCGUCUGCGUCGCCGUCGUGUGCUAACCUACAGAGAGAAAAGAGCCAUUUCGCGCUAAAGAGUGCAAACGAGUUAACGACGGGUGAGCAUUUCCAUAGUCCGUGUUCGCGAAGCGUUAGUUGCUAAAACUGCUAAAUUGCAAACGGGAUAUUACGGGAUAAAGACGGCGAAACAGCAACGGUAUUCGUCUUAAAAGCCUUCACCAUCACCAUCUAGCCACCGCAGAACAAAUAGCGCCGGAAAAAUGAGUGACCGCAAAGCCGUCAUCAAGAAUGCCGACAUGGGCGAGGAGAUGCAGCAGGACGCUGUGGACUGCGCAACACAGGCCCUGGAAAAGUACAACAUAGAAAAGGACAUUGCUGCCUACAUAAAGAAAGAAUUCGACAAAAAGUACAACCCCACCUGGCACUGCAUCGUGGGCCGAAACUUUGGAUCGUACGUGACGCACGAAACGCGUCAUUUCAUUUACUUUUAUCUCGGUCAGGUUGCCAUCCUAUUAUUUAAGAGCGGUUAAACCACACAACCUUAGCUUAAUAUCAUCGGAAUGCUGUAAAGGAAUGGGAGCGAGGACGGGAUCGGACGGAACGGCGAAUCGUGUAGAGAAAUGGCAACGAUUGCGUAUUUAGCGGCGGCAUCCACAUAUAUGGACACGGCCUUCAACCUGCAGUCGGACGGCGGGAGAACGUUGGAGGGGCGGAGGAGCCGAGCCGUAGAUGCGAAGGGGGUAGUAGAAACGGAACGAUGGAUAGAUAGCUGGAUUGUGAGGGGCGCGAGGAACCGUUAUUAGGAGCAGUGGGGAGGAAAUUUGACAUUCUUAUAUAUUUACCGUGAACUAUACUAAAUCGAACGAAGCAGAGCUGUACCAAUUAAGUAAAUCAACUUUACCGGAACUCGCGAGCAAAAAUGUGUACUGUCCAUGGGUGUGGUGUGGUCGUAAAACCAAGCUGCUCGGAAUCAAGAAAGGCAAACCAUCUGUCCAAACAUGCCCCUGCCAGCAUAAUAUCUCAUGCCACUAGUUCGUCUGUGUCGUACAGCAGGCAAAUACAAUGCCCCCCCAAAGAGUGUGGCCGACCAUAAAACCGACGUUCAAGUUGUAAACUAAAAUUCCAUUGCGUUCAGUAAAGGUGUGUGUGUAUGUGCGUAUAUCGUUGUGAUUGAGAAUUGUAAUCGAUGUACAGGAUCGCUGCCUUUGUCCAAUACCUUUGAAAAUCUUGCUGAGAUACAACAUUCUAGUAACACAAUCAAUCUCUCGAUCGAACGUUUAGAAGUGGCCAUUUUACGAAGAGAAGAAAUUCCGUGUCCCGCAGAGGCUAUGAAAAAUGACCGGGACGAAGGGAGUUAUGAUGAGGCGGACAGUAGACGGGAACUGGUAAAGAACAGACAUGGCCGUGGACGGAUGAACAGCAGUAGUACGUGAUCUUUCACAAAUCCUUGUUAUUCCUCUCAAAGAUCGAUCAACUCUGAAGCAUAUUCAAGCGAAGGGAGUAGAGGAAGGAUACGCAUUCAUUCUGGCUAGCAACCGAAUCACGGUAACAUUCAUUAUUUGCAGGGACACUCUACAAACACACAAUUUUUAACGUUUGCAGACAGUAACGAUAUCUCACAACCGAUGGAGGAAGUAGGGAGAACACACCCGCAGACAGGCUCGAGA
Molecule: messenger RNA, 1690 nt
Organism: Anopheles gambiae (African malaria mosquito)
Lineage: Eukaryota; Metazoa; Arthropoda; Insecta; Diptera; Culicidae
Product: dynein light chain 1, cytoplasmic
Exons: 3
Coding region: 284-553 (89 amino acids)
Biological process (GO): microtubule-based process; cilium assembly
Cellular component (GO): cytoplasmic dynein complex
Molecular function (GO): dynein intermediate chain binding; dynein light intermediate chain binding
Source: RefSeq, a predicted model, not a curated record